This is a messenger RNA of Rotaria sp. Silwood2, 356 nucleotides long. The record is from the annotation of a GenBank genome assembly. Lineage: Eukaryota; Metazoa; Rotifera; Eurotatoria; Philodinida; Philodinidae.
AUGAUUCCUCCUCAAUUAUCAUUGAUAGUUAAGAAUGUUGAUCUUAAUUUGGACUUUGAAGAUUUUUGUUCGGAAAUCAAAUUACUUUACCCAUCUGUUAAAAAUGUGAUUAGAAUGAAAAAUAAAUUUCAAAGUUAUAUUAAAUUAGUUAAACUUGAACUUAUUUCAUCUAGUGUACGAGAAGAAUUAUUAAAUGGAAAAAAAAUUAUUAUUGGAUACAUUGCUUAUGAUAUUACUGAGUACUUAGCACCAGCAACAGUUCUCAUAUGUUCAAAAUGUAUGGGACUGGGGCAUUUCAAGAAACAAUGUUCUCAAAUUAAAAAUACAUGUCGUACAUGUGGUGAUUUAGUUGAUGA